AUGGGAAUUCAAAAGGAUAUGGUGAGGUUCAAUGUUGGUGGGAGAAUCUUCGAGACCACGGCCACAACCCUCGCCAACGCGGGACGGAAUUCCUUGUUUGGAGCUAUGUUUGAUGGCAAUUGGGACCUUCAACCGAGUGCCACCGCAACCACUGAGCACUUCAUUGAUCGCAACCCGGAUUGCUUUGCAGUCCUCCUUGACCUCCUCAGGUUAGGGGAGCUUCAUGUACCCCCAAACAUUCCUGAAAAAUUGCUAUAUAGGGAGGCCCUGUUUUAUGGCCUCUCAGACCAUGUUAGAUCGGCCAAGUGGGGCCCAUUUGAUGGAAAUAAGCUACAUUUGACUCAGUCCAUAACCGGCCAGGCGCCUGGUGAUGGCACCGCCAUUCGGGCCGGCCCAGAUGGUGGCUGUUGUGUAGCUCAUGGAAGCAUGGUACAUGUAUACGAUUGGAUGCUAGAAGAGCAUUCUCCUAUCACUCUUGAUUACCAGAGGGUGAAUGAUGCAAUUUGGGUUGAUUCGAAAAGCAUUGUGAUAAGUGCUUGUGAACGAUUAGGCCGAGGAGAGGGAGGCAUGGGGUUGUUCAGUGCAUCAACAGGAGAAUUAAGGUACAAAUUUCAUGUAACACAUGAAAAUCAGGUCAAAAGUUACACAGCUGGUGCAUUGAGUCUUAGUUCAGAUUAUAAGUUGUUUUCUAGUUGUAAAGGUAGGAGCCAUGAGUAUGGUAUUGGUGCUUGGGAUCAAGUAACUGGAAAGCAGAUAGAUUUUUUCUACGAGCCACCGGGAUGGUCACUUGGUGAUGCUGACAGACUACAAUGGCUACAUGGGAUAAAAGCAUGGUUUGGUCGUGGUCUGAUAUUGGGGCUCCGAUAA
Fraxinus pennsylvanica is the source of this 867-nucleotide messenger RNA. Lineage: Eukaryota; Viridiplantae; Streptophyta; Magnoliopsida; Lamiales; Oleaceae. The record is from the annotation of a GenBank genome assembly.